Prunus armeniaca (apricot) is the source of this 1131-nucleotide messenger RNA. The record is from the annotation of a GenBank genome assembly. NCBI's taxonomy places the organism in Eukaryota, Viridiplantae, Streptophyta, Magnoliopsida, Rosales, Rosaceae.
AUGCCUUCAGGCUCCUGGUGCUGUGCCAAGAUAAUCUGUGGUAACGGCCACAACUACACUGUUAGAUAUGAUGGAUUUGAGGGUGCCUCUGAUAAGGCCGCUGUCGAGAGGGUACCCAGAAAUGCAAUUAGGCCUUGCCCUCCUCCACUGGAAGUGUCAGAAAAUUGGGUUCCUGGUGAUCUCGUUGAGGUUUUUGACAACUUUUCUUGGAAAAUGGCAACAAUUUCAAAGGUUUUAGGAAAGCAGUACUUUUUAGUCAGGCUACUUGGAUCCUCCCAAGAAUUUAAGGUCGGAAAAUUUGAAAUCCGAGUCAGACAGUUUUGGCAAGAUGACAACUGGGUUGUGAUUGGAAAGGGUUUGAACAAUUAUGAGUAUGGAAAGCGUGGUGAAACUUUAAAGUACAACCAAAGUUCUUGUCUCAAAGCUCAGAAGAAUGAAACGCACGUUGCCUUAUCUCAUAAUCUGAAGAGAAGAUCGCCCUACUUGUAUUCCCAAGAUGAAGCAUAUGAUGGAUCUGCUGAGAAGUUUAGAGCUGUUGAAAGAGAGGGCAAGCGUCUCCGAGUAAUUUCUGCUAAUUUAUGCACAUUUUCUGAACAGGUAGAUGUUGCGGUACCAAGACAUAUGCAGGGUGGAAAAGAAAUACGUGCUUCUCUUAACAACAGAGCAACUGUAUUUUCUGAUGUGGAUAUGGAAAGAAGGAAACCAAGUGGUGACGUUGGGUGUUUCUUUGCUGUUAACUUAAGGUUGAAUGAUGCUGAUAGUGUGACAUGCUCUGUUGGUAGUUGUAGUAUCGGUAGCAAUGAUUCCUAUAAGUCACCUCCUCCUGUUUCUGCUAGUUCUACUGAAGAUUUUGAUGAUCAGUUAUGUGAUGCUGAAUCUAUUUGUCAAUUGGGAUAUGAGGAAGGAAACUCUCUCCUUCCUGCAAAGGAAGAAUUGGCGGCUGAGAUCCAUAGGUUAGAGUUGCAUGCCUACCGUUGCACGAUAGGGGCAUUACAUGCGUCAGGACCUUUAAGUUGGGAACAAGAAGAAUUGGUGACCAAUCUUCGCCUUUCACUCCAUAUAUCAAAUGAUGAACAUUUAAUGGAGCUUAGAAACUUAGUGUCUGGAGAUAACAGCAUUCAUAUUAGAUGA